AUGGCCGGUGUCAAUGAAUGGGAUAAUGAAUAUGCACGCCUUGCACGAGCGGCGUCGCAGCUCCGCACGCAAGGACUGGUGAGCGGCGGAGACCAGCAACGAUCUUUGCAACAAGGCUUGCAGCGUCUGGAAGCCCAGCUUCAUACUCUCCCUCUUCCACCUGCGGAAAUGGAACGACGACGAAGAUUGGUGCAACACUUACAGCAGUCCGGUUCUCAACCCGGAACUCCGGCAGGAAGCACCAUUGGAGGAUCCGGCAUUGGUUCGCCGCCUCAGUCGCAAAUGGCCAUGGCUAUGCGUCAACAAGAUGGAUUGAUUGAUGAGCUCGCCGCGGGAGUGUCUCGCCUGAAGAAUCAAACCCACCUCAUCGGUGAAGAAGCCAAUAUGCACGUCAAUUUGAUGAAUGAUAUGGAAAAUAAUUUGGAAGCAGCCCAAGCGGGACUUGAGAGUGAAACUCGUCGGGCCGCGCAACUAAAGCAAGAUCAAAGUGUCUGGCGCUUGCAGCUCAUUGUGGCGGGAGAGUGCGUCUUGUUUGUCCUGCUAAUUUUGAUGGGAAUUUCGUAG
Seminavis robusta is the source of this 564-nucleotide messenger RNA. NCBI's taxonomy places the organism in Eukaryota, Bacillariophyta, Bacillariophyceae, Naviculales, Naviculaceae. The record is from the annotation of a GenBank genome assembly.